Molecule: messenger RNA, 1470 nt
Organism: Dictyostelium purpureum
Lineage: Eukaryota; Evosea; Eumycetozoa; Dictyosteliales; Dictyosteliaceae
Exons: 2
Molecular function (GO): hydrolase activity
Source: RefSeq, a predicted model, not a curated record
AUGAAUAAUAUGAAUAACACAAACUAUAAUAAUAAUAUGAAUAAUAUAAAUAAUAUGAAUAGUAAUUAUUAUAAUAAUAAUAAUAAUAAUAAUAUGAAUAAUAUGAAUAAUAUGAAUAAUAUGAAUAAUAUGAAUACAAAUAAUAAUAUAAAUAAUUUUAAUUCAAACAAGUUCGAUUUUAAUAACCUUAACUUUAAUAAUAAUAAUAACAAUAGCUUUAAUAACAACAAUGAUAACUUUAUAAAUAAUGUCUUUAAUCAUAGUAGUUUUAAUAUCAAUCUUAAUAAUAUGAAUAACUAUGAUAAUAACAAUAAUAAUAAUAAUAUAAAUAAUAAUAUGAAUAAUAAUUUAUAUCAGGGGAACAAUAAUUUAAACCAAUUUAACAAUAAUCAAAAUUUUAAUAAUAAUAUAUCCAACAACAAUUACAGUAAUAAUAAUUUUGGUAUUAAAAACUCUCCUUUUUAUACAAACCCCGAUAAUAUUGAUAAUUCCAAUAAUAACCCCAAUCAUCAUUAUAAUAAUAAUAAUAACAAUAAUGAAUCAAAUAAUAAUAUGAAUAAUAUGAGUAAUAAUAACAAUAAUAAUAUUAAAAUGGAUAAUAAACCAAAAAAAAUAUCUCAAUUUUUAACAGUAAUACCACCAGAAGUCGAUAAAGAAUUUAAGGCUGCAGGAGUAUUAUUGUAUGCGUAUCAUGAAGGAAAAAUUAAAUUAUUAAUGGGAUGUGAAGAUAGAACAAAAAAAGGAAAAAGUACUAUGCAGAAUUCAAAUGGCUUUUAUGCAUUUUUACCAUUUGGCGGCAAGGUUGAAAAAGGAGAAAAAGUAAUCGAUACAGCAACUAGAGAAUUUAAUGAAGAGACUGGUUUCAUAUUCAACGAUAGAAUAGAUGAUUUCCGUCAACUUUUCGAAUCUGAAAACACACACAAACUUUGGGUACCAAAUUCAAAAUAUGUUUUAUUUUUCGCAAAAAUUGAUUACGAUGAAAGCAUUCCAUCCAAAUUUGCAAAUAUUGACAAGUCACUUUUUGAUCACACCGAUCAGUUAUUUUUAGAAUGGAUUGAACAAAAAGAAAUGGAGCCAUGUAAAAUAUCCAACACAUUGUUUAACCGUCCAGAUGGAACCGUUGGUGAAUUUGCCAAAUUUUUCUGUUCAAUGUUUUUCUUUAUAAAACCAUUCUUUAGGGCAUUAUUAACAGAUUUCCAAAAUGGUGGAAAUGGUGCAUUUUCACCUAUAGACUUGAAGACAGGAAUUUCAAGACAACAACAACAACAACACCACCAGAGACAACUCUCACACCACUCAACUGUAAAAGAAAGAAAAUUAAAAAGAAAUAAAAAAAAUACAAAGUUAGAACAAAUAAAAAUGGUCACAAAAAAAUCAGAUACCAAUGUAAUUACCACCAAUAACACAAACCCCAAUACUACCACUAUUAAAAAGACAAAGAAAACUAAAACUGCAGAACAAUUAGAAAGA